UACCAUCAUGCGUCUUGUGCGGUCUUUCAUUUCACCACCGAAGAAGAGCUUCAGUUUUCCUGUAGGUGUUUUAUAUAGCAGCAGGGGGCGCUGUGGUCAGUGCAGUGUUCUGAUUCUGUGCAUCACGUGAUCUAGGUGUGUUUCAUUUACAUUGAGGAGAGGAGAAAUGCCGGACCUCUGGCAGGAAGCAAUGGACCACGCUGUGGCUGUGGCCAGAAAAUCAGGAGAGAUAGUACGGGGGGCCCUGCAGAAUGAAAGGAAGGUGAUGUGUAAAAGCACGUCCGUGGACCUGGUGACUAAAACGGACCAGAAAGUGGAGCAGCUCAUUAUCUCUUCAGUCAGAGAGAAGUUUCCGACACACAGUUUUAUCGGUGAAGAGUCAGUAGCUGAGGGUCAGCCCUGUGUUCUGUCUGAUAAUCCUACCUGGAUCAUCGACCCUGUGGACGGAACCACCAACUUCGUACAUGGAUAUCCGUUCGUCGCCGUGUGUAUCGGGUUUGCAGUGGAAAAGACGUUAGAGUUUGGUGUGGUGUACAGUUGUAUAGAGGAUAAGAUGUACACUGCACGCAGGGGGAAAGGAGCGUUCUGUAAUGGACAACCUCUACAAGUCUCCCAUCAGAAAGACAUUAAUCAGUCCCUCAUCGCCACAGAGUUCGGCUCAAACCGAGAUCCUGAAGUCGUCGACAAGAUUUUCUCCAACAUGAGGAAGAUCCUCUGUCUGCCAGUGCACGGGAUGCGUGGUGCAGGUUCUGCCGCGUUGAACAUGUGUCUGGUGGCGUCGGGUUGCGUGGAGGCGUAUUAUGAGAUCGGGAUCCACUGCUGGGACGUGGCGGCCGCUGCGGUCGUCGUGCAGGAGGCAGGAGGAGUUCUCAUGGACUUAGAGGGUGGACCAAUGGACCUGAUGUCCAGAAGAAUCGUCGCAGCGAAUAGCCAAACCAUUGCUGAGAAGAUUAUUAAAGAGGUGGAGGCGUUUCCUGCGGACCGGGACGACGCCCCUUUAGAGAAUAAACAAUGACGAGUUUGUGUUUCGUUUAUUUACGAUGUUCUUUUUUCCUUUUAAGAAUUUAUACGUCCUUUUAUUACAACCAGUCUUAAUAAGUGUACAGAUUUGAGCGACAUUAAACAGAGAUUAAAAUAUCUCCAAGGAAUCUCAAAUGCUGUGGAUAAACGUAAAUAUUGGCACCUCGGCCUUUACUGUUGAUUUUGCUCUUCGACGUUAUAACGAUGUUUGUUUUGCUCUUAUGUACUGUGUUUUGGUUUAGAUAUUUAUUCUACCAGGUUAUAAAUGCUUUAUAUUAGAUACUAUAUAGAUCCUGUAUAAUGAAAACUCAAACAAGGGCAUGAUAGAAAAAUAUUUUAUAGCAGUUAUUCACAAUGUCUUCACGGCUGUGUUUAAUGUUCACAUCACAAUCAUUAAAAACUGCAUUUCUGUGCUCUUUAAAUCAAA
Messenger RNA from Tachysurus vachellii, 1447 nucleotides. It is a transcript of the gene impa1, whose product is annotated as inositol monophosphatase 1. Gene Ontology annotation, biological process: phosphatidylinositol phosphate biosynthetic process; signal transduction; inositol metabolic process. NCBI's taxonomy places the organism in Eukaryota, Metazoa, Chordata, Actinopteri, Siluriformes, Bagridae. Gene Ontology annotation, molecular function: inositol monophosphate 1-phosphatase activity. Bases 167 to 1015 code for a protein of 282 amino acids. The record is from RefSeq and is a predicted model, not a curated record. The transcript has 9 exons.